UGACGUUGCCCGCUGCCGUCACAGCAGCCGGAAGCGCCGUUGGGAGCAGUAAACAACCUCGUCGAGAGCCUGCGGCCGCCGCGCUUCCAUCUGUGAGGAGCCGGAGUCCGCCGCGGACCAUGGGCGGCGUUCUGGGCCUCUGCUCCAUGGCGAGCUGGAUACCGUGCUUAUGUGGAAGUGCCCCGUGCCUGCUCUGCCGAUGCUGCCCCAGUGGAAACAACUCCACCAUAACUCGGUUGAUUUAUGCAUUCUUUUUACUUCUUGGCGUGAGUGUUGCCUGUGUGAUGUUAAUACCAGGCAUGGAAGAGCAGCUGAAGAAGAUUCCUGGAUUUUGUGAUGGAGGGAUGGGAACAACUAUUCCUGGUGUGCACGGCCAUGUGAAUUGCGAUGUACUAGUUGGUUACAAAGCUGUGUACCGUGUGUGCUUUGGUAUGGCCAUGUUCUUCCUUCUCUUCUCCUUGUUGAUGAUCAAAGUGAAAAGCAGCAAUGACCCAAGAGCAGCAGUGCACAAUGGAUUCUGGUUCUUUAAAUUUGCAACAGCACUUGCAAUUAGUGUUGGAGCCUUUUUCAUACCAGAGGGACCGUUUACGACUGUGUGGUUUUAUGUAGGUAUGGCUGGAGCAUUCUGCUUUAUUCUUAUUCAGCUGGUCUUGCUUAUUGACUUCGCCCACUCCUGGAAUGAAUCUUGGGUUGAAAAAAUGGAGGAAGGAAACUCAAGAUGCUGGUAUGCAGCUCUGCUGUCAGCUACAGCUGUCAAUUAUCUGCUGUCUCUAGUAGCCAUUGUCUUGUUUUAUGUUUAUUACACUCAUCCAGAAGGCUGUUCUGAAAACAAGACAUUCAUCAGUGUCAAUAUGCUGCUGUGUAUUGGUGCUUCUGUAAUGUCAAUUCUGCCGAAGAUUCAGGAAUCUCAGCCAAGAUCUGGUUUGCUGCAGUCUUCUGUCAUCACUAUUUAUACAAUGUAUUUGACUUGGUCAGCUAUGACCAAUGAACCAGACAGGCGCUGUAACCCGAGUUUGCUGAGCAUCAUUGGUUACAACAGCACCACCACUCCAACCCAGGGGCAGGUAGUUCAGUGGUGGGAUGCACAAGGCGUUGUAGGACUGGUUCUGUUUUUGCUGUGUGUUCUCUAUUCAAGCAUCCGAACAUCCAACAACAGCCAAGUUAAUAAGCUGAUGCUGACCAGUGAUGAAUCAACACUGAUAGAAGAUGGAAUGCCCAGGAAUGAUGGCUCCCUUGAUGAGGGAGAUGAUGUUCACCGAGCCAUAGAUAACGAGAGGGAUGGAGUCACUUACAGUUACUCCUUCUUUCAUUUCAUGCUUUUCCUGGCAUCACUUUAUAUCAUGAUGACGCUCACCAACUGGUACAGUCCGGAUUCUUCUUACGAGACAAUGACCAGCAAAUGGCCGUCUGUCUGGGUGAAGAUAUCGUCCAGCUGGAUUGGCAUUGUGCUUUACGUGUGGACUCUGGUUGCUCCACUGGUUCUUACAAACCGUGACUUUGACUAAGCUGCGCGGCUCUCCAGGGGGAUUGUGCUAGCUUUACCGUGUCUUUGAAACAAACAGUAUUCCAGAUAAUAGUGCAGUUGUAAAUAUGUGUGUGUGUGUGCGCGCUAUCCAUGUAGUAUACCCUGCUUUAUGCUGCAUGAUUACCUUGAAUCAUGUCUUUUGUCAUUUCACUAAAUGACUUUUUCUAUCUGAGCUCAGUGACAAUUGCUAUAAUGAUGGCUUUCAUAGCAUUACUCCUAGAUUGAGUGCUUCGGGAGCAUUAGAUGUAAGAUCAAGCAAGACCUUUUGGAAAGAGGUUUUUUUCCCCCCUCAAUUGCAUUAAAUAGUUGUAGGGAAGAAAAGUGCAAGUGUUAAUUAGGGUAAGGAGAGUAUUAGAUCAGGCUUUGCAAGGAGGGGCUGGCUGCCUUUGAUCCCUGUUGCCUUGAUUCCAAAGUAAGUCUUGAGUAAGUGUGGUUAGACUCAAAACUGUGUGUUGGAAUGACUGGAUGUCUUGCAGCAUUUUGGCACUAAAGCCUGACCUCUUCCCGCACGGAGGGUGGCAGUACCUUUAGCAUGGAUGUUGGGUGGGGAUGUUGGGUGGGGAGGCUGCAGAGGAGCUGAUGGGUGCCCUCCUUGGUGCUGUGGGGCCCACUGUGUCCCCUUGCAGACAGGAGACCCUGGGGAAAAACAUCCUGGUAUCAGAUGCUCAGAAGCAUGUUUUUAAAGCACCUGUUUACAAUGUGCAUCUAUGUAUUAUUUUUUUAAAAAGUAGUUUAAAUGGGAUAGUUGUGCUGUAAUUUAUUGCUGUUUUGUGUACCACUUACUUGGCUAAGCUACAGUCACAGAGUUUGCAAGGAGAUGAGUGGUGAAAACUGUGUAAGCCCUUUAGAGGAAUUUUUUGAGUAUUGUGGUUAAGAAAAAGAAGUGGAGGAAAAGGAACACUGCAAUGACAGUAACUAGAAGAGGCUUACAGUAACUAAGAGGCUUGCAUUAACUGAGGCUUCAACAGAAGUGUUUCUUAAUAUAUUUGAGGCUCUAAAUUUUGAAAUCUUUUACUGUAUUAGGCAUUUACUGCUUGUUGGCCAUUGCCAGAGAUGGACUUGAGCCUAGAAGUCUAAAUCUAGGCAUGAGGGAAGAUAUUACUCUGAUUGAUUGAAGUACCAUAUAGUUCCUGUGCAGUUAGGAAAUCUUCAGUGCUUUUGUGCUUGCAGCUUUGUAACUGAUGUAAGCUGCUGCUGCUGCAUUUCUCUCCCCUUGCCACUUCCUACAACUUGAGCCUGGAGCAGCCUGCCUGGGAGUGACUCUAGAGCCCUCAGCAGCUGUCAUGCUGACCCGGUACUGUGGUGUUUAUACCGCUACUUCCUGUUGCCAAUUAUUCUGUAAGCUCUUCUUUUAAUUCUGCACCUAAACACUGACAGUUAUGGCAGAAGUAUGACAUCUCUGCCAAACUUGGGAUGGUAAUGGAAUGGUUAGUAAAGGCUUGUACUAAUUUGGAAUAUAUUAUGUUAUUAAUAAAAAAAUUUGGAUGAAGAUGUCCAA
Grus americana (Whooping crane) is the source of this 3023-nucleotide messenger RNA. It is a transcript of the gene SERINC1, whose product is annotated as serine incorporator 1. The record is from RefSeq and is a predicted model, not a curated record. Gene Ontology annotation, cellular component: membrane. The transcript has 10 exons. The coding region runs from base 120 to 1505 and encodes 461 amino acids. NCBI's taxonomy places the organism in Eukaryota, Metazoa, Chordata, Aves, Gruiformes, Gruidae.